AUGGAGGAUCUCGUGCGUUCGUUCAACGCCCUUCAUCGGCCGCGCACCACUCCCACCGGCCUUCCCAACCACUGGGUCUUCACCGUGAACCACGUGCCGCUUCAACCACCUGGCGACGUCGUCUUUGCCGUUCACCCACAAAGCAGAUUUGUUCUGCAAUCUGGACCGGGCCAAAUAAAGUCUCUGUCUACCGCCGCCGAAAAGGCGGAAGCCGUCAUCCCACUCCUUCUCAGUACGUUCAUCAAGGGCAGCGAAUCUCCCGGCGGCAGACAACCAGACGACCCCAUGCCCUUCGCCCCCUGGACCUGGUCCAUCGAUGAGCCCCAACUGUCCGCUGCCAUCGAGGCCGGCCUCAAGAAGCACGGAGUUAAGGAGGAGCUUUGCAAGCUUGGGGCCAGCACCGCCGAAGAACAGGAGAUUCUGAAAGACUCGUGGCUUCGUGUCGUGGAUAGAAUGAUGCAGUUCCUGGGCGGAAACAUGCCUGCGCAGUCUGCGAUCAGCCCGGGCGACCGCUCAAAGUGCCACGGCUGCGGAGCGGACAGCGCCAGCUUCUCGCAGCCGCUGAAGAAGUGCUCGGCGUGCAGCCAGGCGUGGUACCAUUCGCAGGACUGCCAGAAGACGCACUGGAAACAGCACAAGCCUACCUGUCUUGCCAACCGCCCGAGCAAGGCCCCAAGAAACGGCACGAUCAGCUCGCCUAUGGAGGCCAUGGGAGGGUCAUUCGCGAGCCCAUCCAUGAACAUGAGUGAUGAUGACGCCGGCGAGGAGGCAUACAAAUAUUACAACAAGACUGCGCGCGCCAAGCCUGAAGCGCAGGCUCUGAUGAGGGAUCUUGGUCUUGCAGUUCCAGGCUCCGGAGCUCCACCCGAGGGCAUAGCCAAACCAGUGCGCCGCCUCAUCCUCGCAGGAAAGGACACGCCUGAGAACAUGGAGCUGUUCUACGGACCACACUGGCGGGCGGGAAUGGGCAAGGAGCACCAGGACAGCAGAAUGGAAAUCCUCCUGAACCCGCCUCGCGGCUCGCCGAGCUAUGCGAUGAACAAGUGGUUAGAUGAAGGCGCGCCUGCGAGAUCUCCCCGUCCGGCGACGGAAGACGAGAAGACGAAGAUCCAGCAAAUCAAGGAGAUCCAGGAGAAGGUUCGACAGAGGGUCGGUGCCGGCAAGCAGCCCAGCGGAUCUGACAUGCAGGCGAUUCUCAAGUCGUUCGGAGCGGAAUGGGGCACCAUGAUGCCCCUCUACACGCUCGCCGUCAACACGAUGGACCAAGGCGUUCAGGCACCUAGCUGA
Messenger RNA from Colletotrichum chrysophilum, 1287 nucleotides. RefSeq lists its product as uncharacterized. Lineage: Eukaryota; Fungi; Ascomycota; Sordariomycetes; Glomerellales; Glomerellaceae. The record is from RefSeq and is a predicted model, not a curated record. Bases 1 to 1287 code for a protein of 428 amino acids. The transcript has 2 exons.